Messenger RNA from Pecten maximus, 969 nucleotides. RefSeq lists its product as uncharacterized. Lineage: Eukaryota; Metazoa; Mollusca; Bivalvia; Pectinida; Pectinidae. The coding region runs from base 206 to 613 and encodes 135 amino acids. The record is from RefSeq and is a predicted model, not a curated record. The transcript has 3 exons.
ACUCAGAAUUUCCGUUUAACACAUGUUAUUGAACUCAUUCAGGUCUAUUUCGGGGAUUUCCAAAGUUCUAUAUUUAAACUAUACGUUAUGAGGUGGAUGUAGCUGUUGCUGUUGGUAUUGUUGAAGCCAUUCUCAGACAACGAUUGUGUUGAUAGUGCAGUUUAUCAACUUCAGAUAACGCAUAUCAGGUAUACCAAUACUAUACAUGUACACUACCUCAAUUGGUAUGGCGGACCGUAACGUACAAGCGGAACUGAUACAACUCGUGUUGGAUAAGUUUCUAGAAUUGAACUUCGCACAAGGCUGGCGCUUAUGGUUAAACUAUAUACAUCGGUCGUCAUAUGGACAACAUAUUCCACUACUGUUACCAGAACCAACAGGGAAAAUGAAGUUAUGGGCAAGCCUGCUUCUAAUUCUGUGGUUCGUUAUGACUAUUGCUUGGAUAUCUGUGAUAUUUACUAUGGAUGCUGUCCAAGCCGACCUCACGCCAGAAGGAAGAUUCCGGGAAGUCUACGCAAUUCCAAGAGUUAUUGGAAACAUCAAAGCUGUACUCAUUGCUCUCGCUUCUGUUCGUCUGCUGCAUUUUCUGAAUUUAAUCCCGACAGUCUUAUGAAAAGAGAUUAUUAAUGGCUAAAUUCUGUGAUCAUGUUUUGUUUUGUUGAAUGUAUUCAUGGUGUGUCGACUAAAUCAGAGACAUGGAAAUGCAUUGUAUGUCGAAGAGAAAAUGGGCUAAAUAAACUACUGGCCAAUUAAAAAGCGCAUACUAAUAUGUUAUCAAACAUAUGAUUAUAUUAACGUAUCGCUUGAAAAGUAAAGAAAAUCUAGAAAUAGAACGAUUAGAAAUGAUUCUAUAGAAAGCACUGCUGCGUCCCUGUGACAUGGUGUCAUCUCUUCUAUUGUUAUUGGUUUUAAUUAUACUCGUUUAUAAUAUUAUUGUUUUUGUAAAUAAACUCUGAAAAUCGUAAUUUG